Ochotona curzoniae (black-lipped pika) is the source of this 1924-nucleotide messenger RNA. RefSeq names its product growth factor receptor bound protein 7 (gene GRB7). The transcript is spliced from 14 exons. The record is from RefSeq and is a predicted model, not a curated record. Bases 1 to 1599 code for a protein of 532 amino acids. Gene Ontology annotation, biological process: signal transduction. NCBI's taxonomy places the organism in Eukaryota, Metazoa, Chordata, Mammalia, Lagomorpha, Ochotonidae.
AUGGAAUUGGAUCUUUCUCCACCUCAACUCAGUAGUUCCCUGGAAGAAGACCUGUGCCCAGUGCCGGGCACCCCUCCUGGGACUCCCCCACUGCCCGAUGCCCCUCCACUGGGAGAGGUGAAGAGGUCCCAGCCGCUGCCCAUCCCACCCAGCAGGAGACUUCGAGAGGAGGGACUUCAGGCAACCUCACUGCCCUCCAUCCCCAACCCCUUCCCGGAGCUCUGCAGUCCCCCCUCGCAAACCCCCAUCCUGGGGGGGUCGGGUGGUGCAAGGGGGCUGCUCCCUCGAGACACCGGACGCUGCCAUGUAGUGAAGGUGUACAGUGAGGAUGGGGCGUGCCGGUCGGUGGAAGUGGCAGCAGGUGCCACUGCCCGUCAUGUAUGUGAGAUGCUGGUACAUCGAGUGAAUGCGCUGAAUGACGAGAACUGGGGGUUGGUGGAGUGUCACCCCCACCUUGCACUGGAGCGGGGUUUGGAAGACCACGAGUCUGUGGUGGAGGUCCAGGCCUCAUGGCCUGUGGGCGGAGACAGCCGAUUCGUCUUCCGGAAGCACUUUGCCAAAUAUGAACUCUUCAAGAGCUCUGCGCACUCGCUGUUCCCGGAAAAGAUGGUCUCCAGCUGUCUUGAUGCUCAAACAGGCCUUUCCCAUGAGGACCUCAUCCAGAACUUCCUGAAUGCCGGCAGCUUCCCUGAGAUCCAGGGCUUCCUGCAGCUGCGGGGAUCGGGCCGCAAACUUUGGAAACGCUUCUUCUGCUUUUUGCGCCGGUCUGGCCUCUACUACUCCACCAAGGGCACUUCCAAGGAUCCCAGGCACUUGCAGUAUGUGGCCGAUGUGAACGAGUCCAAUGUGUACGUGGUCACCCAGGGCCGCAAGCUCUAUGGGAUGCCUACAGACUUCGGAUUCUGUGUCAAGCCCAACAAGCUUCGCAAUGGCCACAAGGGGCUCCGCGUCUUCUGCAGUGAGGAUGAACAGAGCCGUACCUGCUGGCUGGCCGCCUUCCGCCUCUUCAAGUAUGGAGUGCAGCUAUACAAGAAUUACCAGCAGGCACAGGCUCGCCAUCUGCGCCCAUCCUAUCUCGGUUCCCCACCAUUGAGGAGUGUCUCCGAUAACACCCUGGUGGCCAUGGACUUCUCUGGCCAUGCUGGACGGGUGAUUGAGAACCCACGGGAAGCCCUGAGCGUGGCCCUGGAGGAGGCGCAGGCCUGGCGGAAAAAGACCAACCACCGGCUAAGCCUGCCCACCCCAUCCUCGGGCACGAGCCUUAGUACAGCUAUUCACCGCACUCAGUCGUGGUUCCAUGGCCGCAUUUCCCGUGAGGAGAGCCAGCAGCUCAUCAGGCAGCAGGGCCUGGUGGACGGUCUCUUCCUGGUCCGUGAGAGCCAGCGCAACCCCCAGGGCUUCGUUCUCUCUCUGUGCCACCUGCAAAAGGUCAAGCACUACCUCAUCCUGCCGAGCGAGGAGCAGGGUCGCCUGUACUUCAGCAUGGAUGAUGGCCACACGCGCUUUACCGACCUGCUGCAGCUUGUGGAGUUCCACCAGCUGAACCGCGGCAUCCUGCCCUGCCUGCUACGCCACUGCUGCACCCGAGUGGCCCUCUGACCCUCGCCCUGUGGGCUCGGGCACCAUGGAAGGCGGCUCUGGGCCAUGAAUACUGGGAAGGUCCCCCACGCGUGCUCUCCUCUGCUCUUACGUGUCCCCAGGAGGGUGCCCCAUCCCCACUACCCACCCGCACCCCAGACAGGCUGCCCUCCACCCCCUUCUCCAGGGGAGGCCCUUGGUGGCCCUCUCUAUCGAGGCCCUGGGGCGCUGCUCUAGGCAGGGCCUCACAGGAGGGACAGGGGCAGGCGGUCCUGUGGCCCACAUUGUGUACAGACUGAGAGGCCAGUUCAUCUGCUCUGUUUUAUACUCGUGACAAUAAAUAAUA